This is a messenger RNA of Myotis daubentonii (Daubenton's bat), 1926 nucleotides long. It is a transcript of the gene EPHX3, whose product is annotated as epoxide hydrolase 3. Gene Ontology annotation, molecular function: catalytic activity. NCBI's taxonomy places the organism in Eukaryota, Metazoa, Chordata, Mammalia, Chiroptera, Vespertilionidae. The record is from RefSeq and is a predicted model, not a curated record.
GCUGGGCUCUCGGGCGGGACCUGUCGCCUGCACGUCAAAAUGACCGCCAGAGUCCAAUCACCGCUGUGCAGGGGCGGGCCGAAGGGCCCACUGGGCCAACUGGAGGCUAGCGCGGGGUCGCGGCUGCAGGACCCACCGUUGAAACCAGAGCUGGGUGAAGGACUUCAAUCUUCCUCUGGAGUUAAACUCUCACCCACCUGCUGCAGGAGUCCCCCUAGGCCACGCCCACAUGUUAAGCCCCGCCCACCGCUCUAGUUCCUCGCACCUCGCCCCAAGGUCCCUCCCCACCCACCGCAGCCUGGUCCUCGCCGGCUCCACCCUGGCACCCUAGUCUGGCUCCCUGUGGCCAGCGCGCCCAGGUGUUCACCUGGCACUCAGGUAAGUCGUGUUCUCUCCGCGCGUUCCGCAAACCCCGACGGCACGGAGGGGCCCCAGGCUAAAGGCGGUGGGCUCCGCAGCCCGGACCCCGCCUCGCCGCUGCUGCGCGCGCCCGGGGCCGAGGAUCCCGACGGCAGCACCGUCGUCCCAGGACACGGCGCCAUGCCCGAGCUGGUGGUGACGGCCCUGCUGGCGCCGUCGCGCCUCACCCUGAAGCUGCUGCGCGCCUUCAUGUGGAGCCUGGUGUUCUCGGCGGCGCUGGUGGCCGCCGCGGUCUACGGCUGCAUUGCGCUCACGCACGUGCUGUGCCGGCCCCGGCGCGGCUGCUGCGGGCUCCCCCGGCGCACGGCACCCGUCUGCUUGAGCGACCCUGAGCUCGGGGAGCACUGCUUCCUGACCCUCAAGAGCUCAGGCCUGCGCCUGCACUAUGUCUCGGCCGGACGCGGCAACGGGCCCCUCAUGCUUUUUCUGCACGGCUUUCCCCAGAACUGGUUCUCCUGGCGCUACCAGCUCCGGGAGUUCCAGAGCCGCUUUCACGUGGUGGCCGUGGACAUGCGUGGCUACGGCUCCUCCGAUGCACCAAGGGAUGUGGACUCCUACACUGUCGACCUGCUGACGGCGGACAUCCAGGAUGUCAUCCUGGGCCUGGGUUACUCCAAGUGCAUCCUGGUGGCCCACGACUGGGGUGCACUGCUAGCCUGGAAUUUCUCCAUCUACUACCCGUCCCUGGUUGAGCGGAUGGUGGUGGUCAGUGCUGCCCCCAUGUCGGUGUACCAAGAUUACUCAAUGCGCCACAUUGGCCAGUUCUUUCGUUCCAACUAUGUGUUCCUGUUCCAGCUUCCCUGGCUGCCCGAGAAGUUGUUGUCCAUGUCUGACUUCCAGAUCCUGAAGACCACCCUCACCCACCAUAAGAGGGGCAUCCCACGCUUGAGCCCCAAUGAGCUUGAGGCCUUCCUUUAUGACUUCUCACAGCCCGGUGGCCUCACUGGGCCCCUCAAUUACUACCGAAACAUCUUCAGGAACUUCCCCCUGGAGCCCCAGGAGCUGGCCACGCCCACCCUGCUGCUGUGGGGGGAGAAGGACACCUACUUCGAGCAUGGGCUGGUAGGGGCCAUCAGCAGGCGCUUCGUGCCCGGCCGGCUGGAAGCCCACAUUCUGCCAGGCGCGGGGCACUGGAUCCCACAGAGCCACCCUGAGGAAAUGCACCAAUACAUGUGGGCCUUCUUACAAGACCUGCUGCACUAGUGGCCCUUGCUCACUGGCCUGCGUGCGCCUGGCGGACCGCACCGUGGACACACACAGGUGCUCUCUGGGAUCAUGCAUAGGGGUGGAACUCCUAGAUUGCACACACGAGCAUCUGUGGGUAUCCUGGAGCACACCAGCCCGUACACUCACAGGCAUGAGUGUGACCUGUGAGCAAGCACUUUGACUCCAGGAAACCAGGCUGCCUCUGGUGGAGCUAAAUGCUAUGUUCUCUCUCCCUUCCCUGGAGCCCAGUUUUCUUGCCAGAGUCAGCACCCUGAAACCCUGAAAGUAAACUUUUACUUU